AUGCAAAACAUGGCUUUCAGAUCGGUCGUUGUCCUACCUACCUUAGUACUUAUUUUCUUCAAAGUUUCAAACUCACUUGAUCAGCGCAAAUGUAAUGCUACAGAACCAUCAACGGAUAAGAAUGCUGAGAAGGAGAUUGAAACCUCGAUUCUAAAUGAUGCAAACGUAGCAGGUAGAUUCAAGCGAUCGAUGGCAGUUGGACGAGCUCAUUUCCGACCCGGUAAACGAAAUAAAAUUAAUGGUUAUGGCGAUAUCAGACAAUUAAUUGAAGAAGGGAUGGGAAAAAGAAACCCCGAAAUUACAGAAUUACAUAUUUACGAUGAUAUCAAUCUAUUUGCUGCUAACAGUGACAUAAAAUGGCCACUUGCUUUCGGUCGGUCAAAAUCUGGAAAAGGCUCACCAACUAUCGAAGGAAGAGGUUUCAAACAAGAAAAGAGGCUUUCAUCGCUGUGUGGCGAACUCGACUUCAAUGCUUUUCAUUCUAAAGGCACUAUUACAUUAAAGGACUACUUGAUACUUGAAAUAUGUGGCUUAGCCUAG
Molecule: messenger RNA, 540 nt
Organism: Dracunculus medinensis (Guinea worm)
Lineage: Eukaryota; Metazoa; Nematoda; Chromadorea; Rhabditida; Dracunculidae
Source: the annotation of a GenBank genome assembly